UAUGGAGUAUUGGAAAGGGCAUUGAGGUAAGUCCAUCCACAAUCUAUAAUAUAUUUUGUUGUGAAAGAAACUGAGGCAGUCAUGUGGGAAGAAAACAGCAGAAUCAUAUAGAUUUAAGAGCUUCAUCCUCUCUUUAAACUCCCUCAGAACCUUGCAAAGAGACUUGAUACAUAGAAGAAGAAGAACCGGUAGAAGAAGAGGAGGAGAGGAAAGGGCAAAAAGAGAGAAAGCUGAAAGUUUUUAUUUUCUUGUAUUGAAUUGUUUUCUCGAGAAAAUCUUAACCAUGAUUUCUAGGGAGAACAAGAGAGCAGCUCUGCAUGAGAAGCUCCAACUUCUUCGUUCCAUUACCAAUUCUCCUGCUCUAAACAAAACCUCAAUCAUCGUUGAUGCAACCAAAUACAUUGAAGAGCUAAAACAGAAGGUAGAAAGAUUGAAUCAAGAUAUAGAAUCUUCACAAGCUUCAAGCCAAAGAAAUCCAUUGCCUAUGGUUACUGUGGAAACCCUAGAGAAGGGGUUUUUAAUAAAUGUAUUUGUAGAUAAGAGUUGCCCUGGCUUGCUUGUCUUCAUAUUGGAAGCUUUUGAAGAACUGGAUCUUAAUGUUCAAGAAGCUAGGGUUUCUUGUACUGAUAGUUUUCGAUUACAAGCUGUUGGAGGAGAGAACGAAGAAGAAGGUAUAUGCAUUGAUGGUGAGGUGGUGAAACAAGCAGUGUUGCGGGCUAUUAAUAACUGGAGUGAGAGUACUGAACAAGACUAAUAAUAUUAUAUAAUCAUAUUAAAGUAUUGUUUAAUUAAUAUCCUUAAUUGUCUUUUUAAUUUUAAUUAUCACUUUCUUUAAUCUCUUUAGCUGGAAACAUUUUUAAUCAAAGGAUUAAAUGUUCCGAAUUGAAUUUUGUGUUUUAUAAUUUAGAAAUGAAAUGCAAUUAUUACCUACAA
Messenger RNA from Manihot esculenta (cassava), 933 nucleotides. RefSeq lists its product as uncharacterized. Gene Ontology annotation, cellular component: nucleus. Gene Ontology annotation, biological process: regulation of DNA-templated transcription. Gene Ontology annotation, molecular function: sequence-specific DNA binding; protein dimerization activity; DNA-binding transcription factor activity. The record is from RefSeq and is a predicted model, not a curated record. Lineage: Eukaryota; Viridiplantae; Streptophyta; Magnoliopsida; Malpighiales; Euphorbiaceae. The transcript has 4 exons. The coding region runs from base 284 to 754 and encodes 156 amino acids.